UCCAAAUAAAGGGACAACUUCCUGUUAUUUUUUUUCGUGUUUAUUUUUAAUUGAUAAUCAAAAAUCCCAGGUCUUUAUUCGAAAUGGCUGAAGGGAAUUUUGAAGACUUAUCUCAGUAUGUUUCUGAUCUUUCUGAAAAAGUUCAUCAAAUUAUUCAAGAAGACGAUGGUUCUUCAGUUAGACUAAAGGGCUUAUUCAAAACAGCUGAAGGGAAUUUUGAAGAUUUAUCUCAGGAUGUUUCUGAACUUUCUGAAAAAGUCCAUAAAAUUAUUCAAGAAGACAAUGGUCCUUCAGUUAGACUAAAAGGCUUAAUGAAAAAGUUGAAUAAAGAUAUACGUAAAAAAGUUGUAAGCUACAGUGACGAUCAUGUAAGUAACCCACCGUUAUUUGUCGCCUGCUGGUUAGGAAAGGUUGGUUUCGUUGAAUAUCUGAUAGACGAGUGUUGUGCUGAUAUCGAACAGAAGGGGAUAUAUGAAGUAGAAGAGGAUCAAUCAAAGCAUAAUGUCACUCCAUUAUGGUGUGCAGCUGUUUCAGAUAGAUUGGAUGUGGUCAAAUCUUUAACAGAAAGAAAAGCUGAUGUGAACAGUCCGUCCGAUACCAAAUCAACUCCAGUUAGAUCUGCUUGUUACAUGACGAAUAUAGACUGUAUCAAAUAUUUGGUCGAACACGGAGCUGAUAUACACCAGCCUAAUAUUAAUGGUGGAACAUGUCUUAUAAAUGCAGUGCAAAGUUCCGAGCUGUGUAAAUAUUUAAUCGAAAAAGGAGCAGAUGUGAAUGACCAUGAUAGUUCUGGAAAUUUAGCUCUCCAUUACGCUGUGCGAGAAGGUCGACUUGAAACCGUUAAACUCCUUGUUGGAUAUGACACAAAGCUUCUUGCAGUCAAUGAUUUUGGUGAUGACGCUUUACAAACUGCAGCCCUCCGUGGUCAUAUAGAUAUAAUGCAGUAUUUGCUACCAUUUUAUGUCGAUUUUGAAAAAAGGAUCCACGCUUUCGAAUUAUUGGGAGCUAAUCUUAUAGAUGAUAAACACGAUAUUGUAGGUGGCAUCAAAAUGUGGAAAAAAGCCAUGCAAUUAAGAUUUGCUGACCCAAACAAUACCGUUUUUAAGAAGGUUUGUGAUAAGCCGAAUCCAGCAUAUGGCAAUGUUUUGGAAGCAAAAGAUCUUCAAGAACUAGAAACAAUAGUUUAUGAUCCUGAGUCUAUUUACAUGCAAUCUUUGUUAAUACGGGAGCGGAUUCUAGGUUCCUCACACAAAGAUACAACAUAUGGCUUGAUGUAUCGUGGAGCCGUCUACGCGGAUACACAGAAUUAUCAGAAAUGUGUAGAUUUGUGGAAAUAUGCUCUUCAGUUGAGAGGGGGGAAAGAUAUUCACAGUCACGAGUGCUUAUUAACGCUUCAAGCUUUAGCCAAAUUAUUCUGGGAAAUGGAUUCGGAGGUACAGGCUAAUCCAAGAAUUAAUGGCAUUCAUUUUGAUGACGCUGUUCAAGUAUUUGCCAUUUUGGUUCAUUAUAUUAAAACAACAGAAGAACCUACAACAGGCAGUAGAAGAUAUCUCCACUUAAACCAUGAACAAGAGCCCCUGAUAUUGAUGAAACUUUCAUUACAGUUAAUCAACCUACUUCAGAAACAAAAACCCACAGGGGAUAAUUUGUCCAGAUUUGUCCAACUGGUUCAUGAAUUGAUCAACAUGAACUUAAGGGAUUGUCACCAAAAAACACUUCUUCAUUUAGCACUACACAAAUCCACCUCAACAAUCUGUGGGGAGCCAUAUUCAGAAAUGCCCACUUUAGAAACGGUCAAAGUUCUGCUUGCUUGUGGUGCUGACCCUGAAGCUUUAGAUGUCGAGAAAAAUACUGUUCUUAUUGAUUGCGUAAAUUAUUGCCCUAUCGAGCUAGACAAAAAUGGCAAAGACAUUUUAAACUGUUUAUUACGGAGUGGAUCACAUCUAGAUUCCUGCAAUGAACAUGGUGAAAAUGCUUUAGAUGUAUUACACAGAAAGCAUUUCCCCAUCUUUUCUUUAAAUUUUAUAAAUCUUAAAUGUCUAGCAUCGCGGGUCAUCGUAAAAAAGAAGCUAAAUUUUGUGAACCAGGUACCAAACUCUCUAACAAACUUUAUAUUAAAACAUGGAUAGGCUUGUGAAAGCUUUGUUUUUAUUACGUUGUUUUAGUUUCAGAUAUUUAACAAAUAGUAGUCGACAUAAUUAAAACAUGUUUUUAAGGGCAAAAAAAUGGUUUUUAUAUGCCCACAUUUUCAUGUGGAUGUAUUAUGCCGUCGCCCCUGUCGGUCCGUUCGUCCACAAUUUGUUUGUGGACACUCUACAGGUCACAAUUUUUAUCCGACUUUGACGAAACUUGAAAUAUAGGUCUAAAUUGUAUCUCCCAAAUAUCUUGGUUCCUUUCAAUAUUGGCAUGUAUCAGAUCAUAACUUCAUGGAUUUUGGCCCCAGAUUGUACAAAAAAUCACGUGUUUAGCUUGUGGAUACUCUAGAGGUCACAAUUGUGGAUGAAACUUGAUAUGCAUGGUUAUAACCCAAAGAUUUUGGUUCCUCUUUAUAUUCGCGCAUAUUGUAACGUCCUGAAUUAUGGCCUUUGAUAGUACGAAAAAUCAUGUUUUUUUAGAUUGUGGUCGCUCCAGAUGUCACUGUUUUUAUCCGAUUUAUAAAAAAACAUUUGAAUAUAUCACCAUUACACCCUAAUGAUGGUUGAGUUCGAAUUUCGUGAAAAUCCAACCAAACAUCGUGGUUUUUUUAGCUUGUGGUCCCUCCAGAGGUCACAAUUUUUAUCCGAUUUAUAAAAACAUUUGAAUAUAUCACCAUUACACCCUAAUGAUGGUUGAGUUCGAAUUUCGUAAAAAUCAGAACAAAACUGCCGGACAAAAUGGCCGCCCCACGUAUGCAAAUAGUGUAAAAAUAUGGUAUAUGCAGGUUGUGGACCCUCUAGAGGUCACAAUUUUUACUUGACUUUAAUGAAACUUAAAAACACAACACAGUUUAUAUGGAAAUACAAUCACUGGUUUAUAAGUAUAGCACGACGUUUCGACAAGUAUUCUCUUAUCGUUAUCAAGCACAAAUGAUAUUUAGUUAAACUAAAAGGUGAUAUUUAUAGUAAAACAAAAAAGAAGCCAUAGAUAAAUGCUGUUAUAAUACAAGAUGAUGGUUAUAUUGAUCAAAGGAUAAUUAAAACUUAAAUAAUAGUUAAUAGAUGGGGGUUAACAAUAAUCAGGGAGCAACAAAGACAUAAAUUUAAUAUAGACAAAAUAAACACAACUGAGGCCCUAUUAAGUGUUUAAUAAUGUAUAAAUUGAUCAAAGGAUAAUUAAAACUUAAAUAAUAGUUAAUUGAUAGGGGUUAACAAAAUCAGGGUUUAACAAUAAUCAGGGAUCAACAAAGCCAUAAAUUUAAUAUAGACAAAAUAAACACAAUUUGAAGCCCUAUUAAUAAGAAAUGUAUAAUAAUGGAUGUAUACAGUAUAACCCCUUAAUUUGGUAAUUACAAAAUGUGAGCUAUAUAACAGAUAUUAUACUUGAAAUACAUGUUUAUAACCCAAAGAUCUUGGUUCCUUUUGAUAUUCACGCGCACAUCGGAUUGUCACGUCCUGAAUUAUGACCCUUGAUUGUACGAAAAAAAUCAUGUUUUUUAGCUUGUAGUCCCUCUAUAAAAAAACGUUUGAAUAUAUCACCAUUACACCCUAAUGAUGGUUGAGUUCGAAUUUCAUGAAAAUCGGACCAAAACUUCCGGACAAAAUGGUCGCCCCUCGUACGUAAAUGGUGUAAAAAUAUGGUAUAUCAAUGUUGUGGACCCUCUAGAGGCCACAAUUUGAUCUGAUUUUGAUGAAACUAGAAAUGUGUGUUUAUAAUCCAAAGAUCUUGGCUCCUUUCGAUACGCAUAUCAGACUUUAAUUUCCUGAAUUAUGGCCCAUUAAUUGUACCAAAAAUAAUCGUGUUUUUAGCUUGUGGAUUCUCUAGAGGUCACAAUUUUUACCUGACUUUAAAAACUGUGGAACUAUAUCACCAUUCCACCAUAAUGAAGGUUGAAUUCAAAACUAAACUGCCUGACAAAAUGGCCGCUCUUGUACGCAAAUUGUGUAAAAGUAUGUAAUACGAAGGUUGUGAACCCUCUAGAGAUCACAAUUGAUGAAACCUAAAAUAUAUCUUUAUAUCUCAAAGAUUCGGUCCCUUUCGAUAUUUGAGCAGUUCAGACCACACCUUUCUGGAUUAUGGCCCCUGAUUGUACGAAAAAACGCCUUUGUUUUUUGCUUGUUUUCUGUCCAUCUCUUGCAAAAUGUGGGCGUAUCUUGGCUUGCAACUGCUGCAAUCUGAAACAUUGUUGCGUUAUAUUUCCAUUACAUUUCACAAGACUUGGGGGGUUUUUUUGAUAUGAUUCAUUGUUUUUGAUUUCCUUUUAUAGACAAUAUAUCUUUUGUUUUUUGAAUGAUCAUUCAAAGAAAAUGUUAAGGGUAAGAUUUUAUCGGACUAACUAAUAUUUUUUAGAAUGGUAACUUAUGGCCUGUAAGUGGAAUAAACUAGCUAAAGAGAUGACAUCUCCAGGCAGGAGAUUUUAAAGUCAUUUACUUUUCUUUUUGAUAUUGUUUUUGUUAUUGAUUGUAUUAAUUUUAAUAUCAAAUUUGAUAACUUUCACUCUGUUAUAUUCACAAAUGUCCAUAACAAAACGAGGUUGUCUCCCUUUAACCUGUGAAAUAAGGUUACCUGAAAGACCAAUCUUACACCUGCCAUAUCUUGGGCUUUUAUUAAAUUAAAAUUAUUAUUUAACCUAUCAAUACAAGCAAUACCUGCAUUUACUGAACAUUUUAUAUUUGGACACUUUUAAAAGAUAUGCUAUCUUGUAUGCCAAAAGGUGAAUCGUCGAGUAUUAAACUGGCUUUUAAACAAGUCGUCCCGUUCCAUUCUGGCUUUGGCUUUGAAAAUUAGAUGAAAAAGAACAAAACUUCAACUCUGACCACCAUAGAGGACAGUUCCUUUAAGACAGCCUCCGAUCAGAGACAAUUCCUAAUGUAACUACCACAGAGGUUGCUCUUCUGCGCGUUGGUUUUGAAUCCCCGGUUGUACGUGACAAGGAGUAGGGUGGGUUUUCUCUGGGUCCUCUGGUUUCCUCCCACUGCUAAAGACCCCUACGCGCAAGCGAAUUAUUAAAAUAAAUUAAACCAUAUGUGUCGAGUGGACGUUAAACCCCAUUUCUCUCUCUCUUCUGCGCGUCCUCCUUCUCACUUCUAUCAGACAGAAUCGAAUGUUUUAGCCAGAGAUUUUUGUUGCCAUAAUUUCUUCAAAGAUACAGCAUCGAUACAUAAUAAUAUUGAAUAAAUUGGUUAUGUUAUUUAAAUUGUUAUGUACAUAUAUUAUUAAAGUGUUUUGUGUCCA
Molecule: messenger RNA, 5370 nt
Organism: Patella vulgata (common limpet)
Lineage: Eukaryota; Metazoa; Mollusca; Gastropoda; Patellidae
Product: protein fem-1 homolog C
Exons: 2
Coding region: 84-2129 (681 amino acids)
Biological process (GO): ubiquitin-dependent protein catabolic process
Cellular component (GO): ubiquitin ligase complex
Molecular function (GO): protein binding
Source: RefSeq, a predicted model, not a curated record